AUGGCUAACUCGCCGGAAGUCCUUUUCAUUAAUCUCAUGGCAGGAAGCGACUUCAGUGAGUUUGUGAUCUUUGCUCGGGUUCACCACCUCGUGUACCAGCUUCCAGUCUCGGGCAUUGCAGAACAGGGCAGCCGCUUUAAGAAGGACCACCGUGAGGUGUACUUUGCCAACAUGUACAUGUAUAUCGGGCCAGAGUUCAGACCGGACAAGCAAGAAGGAUUCCGAGUAGGAAACCCAUCGUAUUGGGCCCGGUUGUCUCUGCGAGUCGAGGCUCGCAUAGUUCCUCUCGAAGUCGGGCUCGAUGCCACGAGGCCUGUGGCUGCCCUUGAAGAUUCAACAUCGUGGACCACCAUCUUAACGGUCUAA
Molecule: messenger RNA, 366 nt
Organism: Penicillium mononematosum
Lineage: Eukaryota; Fungi; Ascomycota; Eurotiomycetes; Eurotiales; Aspergillaceae
Exons: 2
Coding region: 1-366 (121 amino acids)
Source: RefSeq, a predicted model, not a curated record